This is a messenger RNA of Lymnaea stagnalis (great pond snail), 20889 nucleotides long. The record is from the annotation of a GenBank genome assembly. NCBI's taxonomy places the organism in Eukaryota, Metazoa, Mollusca, Gastropoda, Lymnaeidae.
AUGACUGUGGUAGGCCUGUUUAUCGGGCUGAAUUUAUUGAGCUUGCUUUUGAUAAGAGGAGGCCAAGCCUAUAGAAAUGCUGAAAGAUGCAGUGGGCGAAAGAUCUUGUAUGACAAGGAGGGGCUAAUAUCAGAUGGACCGUCGAACUAUACAGAAUACUUAAAAUGCGAGUGGCUCAUUGAUGGUAUGUAUAAGCUAGCUGUAUUGAUUGUUCCAGAUGAUUUAGAAGUUUUUACUGCCUACUAUUUCAAAAAAUACUCACUAUUUAAAAAAAUAGUCACUAUUUCAAAAAAUAGUCACUAUUUCAAAAAAUAGUCACUAUUUCAAAAAAUAGUCACAUAAUUAUUUAGUUAUUACUUAGUCUAAAAUGUAUAAAAGCUGCUAUAUUGAUUCAAAUAGAAGAUUUAGAAGUUUUUUGUGCCUGACUACCAUGUCAAGAAAUGGGCACAUAAUUAUUGAUACAUUAUUUAGAUCAUUAAUGUUUCAUUUAUUUCUAAGGUAGUAACAAACUAUCCUCUAAAAAAAUAUUUGAGUUGGAUUUUUUAUGAUUUUAAAUUAAAGACCUUUCUGAAAAAGAAAUUUUUUCUUUUCAUUGUUUUUCAAAAUUACUAUAAGGAAUAGAAAUAUAUUUCUUGUUAAUAUUUGUCUAACUUUCACAGGGUUAAUAUAAAUUUGCAUAUGAAAAUAUGCCUGUUAAGCUCUUUCAGGCUUGUAAUGCAACAUGUCUUUACUUCUAACCUCAGCUGGCAGUCCAAACAAGACCAUACAUCUGAUAUUUGAAAAUAUGACAACUGAAUGCUCAUUUGACUACCUUUUUAUCUAUGAUGGUAAAUCCUAUAAUAGUCGACUGAUUGCAACACUCAGUGGUGACAGCCAUCCUACACCCAUUACUGCACAUUCUGGAUAUGUAAGAUUAUUCUGUCAUUUCAGUAAAAUAUACUUUUGUUUUCAAAAAUUAAUUUAUAGUAAUAUGUUUUAAAUUCAAAUCACUUUAGCAGAAAAUGAUUUUUAAUUAUUGAAACAAAAAUUUGUUUAUUUUUAAUUCAUGAUGCUAACAAUUUUAAUUUGAGGAUAAAUUAAAAUAUUUAAACCACUGCUUUUAAAUUUGAGAAUUUUUGCUAAUGAUGCAUACAAUUUUCUACUAUUCCUAUUGUCUUAAUAUAUUUUAAAUCAAAUUUGAUCGUUUUAGUAAAUAAAAAAAGACAUUUUAACAAACUUUCAGUUAAAAUUAUAGUUGAGAAUGUUUUCUUCUUCUAUACACAAUGCUGUUAUUUUCUUGUUUAGAUGCUACUGUAUCUGUUCAGUGAUCGCAAUUAUGUAAGACCUGGCUUUGAUGCCAGGUACAAAAUCUUGGACUGCCCUUGGAACUGUAGUAAUAGAGGCAUCUGUAAAAAUCAUGUUUGCCAUUGCAAUGCUGGUUAUAGUGGAGAUGGCUGUGAGGUAAAAUUAAUCAUUCAUCAUGUUUAUUAAGCUUUAAGAUUUAAGGGAUUUUUGUGUUGUAACUGCUAGUUAUUAAAUUAUUGCUUUUAUUUUUGUUAAUUGCUGGCAGACUGAACAUGCUAUACAUGGGCGUCCGCAGAAAACUUUCUAGGGGGGGGGGGGCAAAAAAUCGAUUAACUUCCGGGGGGGGGGGGCAUUUUUUUUUUGGUAAUUUUUUAUAUGGACAGGACAUCAGCUUAGUUACUUUCUCUUUAUUUUCUCUUUACUUUAAUAAAUUUUUUGUCUAUUUUUGUCUGAAAUUUUUUUAUCCAAUCAAUCCAGUGGGGGGGGGGUGCAAGUGCCCCACCUUGCCCCUACCUGCGGGCGCCCAUGAUGCUAUAUGAACCAAACUGACUUUUUAAUUGCUGGCAGACUGAACAUGCUAUAUGAACCAAACUGACUUGUUAAUUACUAUAAAUUUCCAGGUUACUGACUGCCCAUUUGAAUGUGGGGAGCAUGGAGAGUGCAAGUUCCAUUCCUACAAGCUGCAGUAUUGCCACUGUAAACAUGGAUAUAUUGGCCAGAAAUGCGACCUGCACAUCCACAGUACUGCAGACCAAGGUCACUGGUACUCGAUCCAAGAUGUUGCCAGUGGCAGCUUUUCACCCCGCACAGCGCACACGUCAGUGUAUGCCAGUAACUGUAUAUGGAUGUUUGGUGGUUUUGACCUCAAUACAGUCAUGGAUGAACUGCUGCGAUACUGCAUGUCUGAAAACGCCUGGGAGAGUGUGAACAAACUUCAUCAAAAGGGUGAAAGAGACUGGCCUCAAGCCAGAAGUGGCCACGCCAUGGAUGUCUACGGUGAUGGCUUCUUUAUCUUUGGUGGCCUCCUAAGUGAUGGAUCGCAUAGCAAUGAGCUUUGGUUCUUCAACAUAUCCUCCAUGGCAUGGUCUCUCUGCGCUAACGAAAGUGAAAUUGUGCCUGAGAAAAUAACAGACCACACAUUGACAACCGUCGGGGACUACUUGUAUGUCGUCGGAGGAAAAUCAGAACAGAGAAUUUACAUCGAUUCCAUUUUCAGAAUUUCAGCAAAGUCUCCUGAAAACUGGGAGCAUGUUUUGGUAAAAGGGGGGAAAUACCCACCCAAGCGCCUAGUGGGCCACACCACCUUGUAUCACAAACAUUCGCGAUCACUGAUAGUGUUCGGUGGAUACAAGCAAGAAAGUGCCCUCAUUAGUGACAGAACCAGUAAGAUUCAAGUGUUCCACAUAGAUGAUAGCUACUGGUCACAGCUGUACAACCACAACUGGCGCAAAGAUUCAAUACCAAGGGAUCGGGCCUACCACACAGCUGUCCUGAUAGGAAACUAUCUGGCUGUCUAUGGGGGCAAUACCCACAAGCAUGAAGAGUUGGAAAUCUGUUAUAGUGAAGAGAUCUUCUUCUAUCAUUUGGGAUGCCACGUGUGGCUUAACCACAGUUUUUUUAAUGGUAAGGAAAGCUUUGCAUUACCGGGUAGUUAUUUUUUUAUUGUAAACAAAUAUUUAUGUUUCAGUUUAGUAAGACAUAUUAAAACGGUUGCAUGCUUUAAGGGUAUAAUUUAGAUAACCAUACUACUGAAUCAAACUAAACAUAAAUUACUUGGCAAUGCACAAACGAUCCUUAAAAAUGAACCGGUCUUGAGGUUCUAUAUAGAAUGAUUUAUAUACAAUGAAUUUGAAAAGGAAAAUUUAAACUCAAAUGUUUAAUAUUUUUCACUGUGUUACAAGUCAAUAUUUGCAAUUAACGAAGAAAUAAUUAUUUGUGAUUAUUUUAUUUGAAUUUUAUUGCUUGUUUUUGGAACUCGUGAUAUACUUCAUAAUGAAUUGUUUUUUUUUUGUUGGGUUUUUUUGUUUUUUUGUGUGUUAAAAAUCCAAUAUUUCUUACUAUUCAUAUCAAAGCAUCUCAUGCAGUCUGAAUUUAAAAAAAAAUAACUGAAAACCUCUUUUAAAAAACAACAGGAAAUUCCACUCCUGAAGGAAUGCCAGUCAAAGGAAGAUUUGGUCACAGUGCAGUUGCAGCUAAUGGCAAUAUUAUGUUUAUAAUGGGAGGAUACUCUGGUCAAGUGCUGGGAGACCUUAUAGCUUAUAAAGUUCCCUCAGCAAUAGCAGACUACAAGGUCUUUAUAAUUUUUUUAGCCAUCUAUUUUAAUUUUUCUUUUUUUGAUAAUGAACAUGCUUAAAUAAGGAUAUUUUUUUUUCUUGCUGUGUUUUGUGAAAGUUGGUUAUGCAAUAUCUAAGCUCAUUGCUUUUUUUAAAUGUUAAUUUGUAUUAUAAUAAUAAUAGCUUAGAUAUGCUUACAAGAAUAAUCAGUCUAAACAUUAAUACAGAAUGAUUGAUGGUAAAAAUCAAAAUUGGAAAAUUAUUAAAUUCUUUUAAUUUCUUUUUUCAUGAAGUGCUCGUUGCACAACAACAGAGUUUGUCCCAUGGAAGACAAUGCAAGUUUCCUCAGUGAUCAUUGUGAGAAAUAUCCUAGUCACAAUCAACGUUUGUGCCAAGAUGAUCCCGAAUGUGUCUUUUGUAAUCACACCCUAGCUGAUAGGGAGAGCCCAAGUUGCAUUCAUAGGUCACGUAUAGAGGUAACAUCAUGUUUUCAAAAUUUUGAAAGAAGUAAAUUUUUUAUCUUCUAUAGAGUACAAAAUUAUCUUUAUAGCUGAAAAGUAAUCAAAAAAAUGUUGUGUACGAUGUGAUGUAGAUGAAUUUUUUUAAAAUGCAAACACAAGAUUUUUUUCCUCUCCUUUCUGUUAGCUCUGUGCCGGGCAGGUUCAUAACCCAUCUGAUCGUUGCCCUGGCAUAUGUCCGGCUCUUCAUACAUGCGGAGCAUGUGUUAGUCAAGGAAAGGGGGCAGACCUUACAGAUGAAUUUCCACGCAGACAUAUAUACAUUGAAGAGUGUAGCUGGUGUGUAAAAGAAGCUGAAUGUCAGCAGCGGUCAGGUAAGAAUAAAAUAUAAUAUGUACUUUAUUAGUAUGUCAAAAUAUUAAAUUUUGAGAUUUUUGAGAUUUAAACAAAUAUUUUUCAGAGCAUCUUAUUAAAUUUCUACAUAAUAUAUUAUAUUAUGUAAAAAUUUAAUAAGAUGCUCUGAAACAUAUUGCUGCAAAUAUAUAUUAUAUUAUGUAGAAAUUUAAUAAGAUGCUCUGAAAAAUAUUUGUUGAAAUCUCAAAAUUUAAUAUUUUGACAUACUAAUAAAAUUUUCAUUAUUGGUAAUGAAGAGAUUUGAAAACACAAAAAGAACAAAAUAUUACUGUAAACAGCCAUAUUUGUGCAUUUUAAUAUUAUUAGGACAUAUUCAGUCCAUUGUUUAAAAAAAAAAAUGUGCAUUAUACCUUUUCAGUGGUUGUCAGAUAUGUUUUAGUACCUGGCUUUUUGUUGAAAAAUAACAAAAUGGUUAGGAACAAAUAAUUUUCAUUGUUAUUAUUUCAUUUAAAAAAAAAAAAAAAAGCUCCAAAGGGAACUUGCAUGGCUCCCAAUGAAACAACAUCAGGCAUUCAGGGUUGGUGGGGUGGUUUAAGUGCCAACCUGACAACUCUGCUUCAGUGCCAGGUUGAAGACAUUCCUGCAGGGCUCCACUUUGUCAAGUAUCGUGAUCCAGCCAACUAUUCCUAUCCAGAUGAGGUAUGUUAUUUUAACCCAGAGAGGCUUGCUUUUUGUAAUUGUUAAAAUUGAUUCAACAGUCUUUUUUUAUUAUUUGAAAGCAUUACUUUUAUAGGGCUUGUUUAAGUUACUAUUUAGUUUUAACAAGGGUUUUUCAACAAUAAUUUUGUAUCACCUUCUUAUAUUGAUGCCUGCUACAAUUUUUUUAUUAAUCAUGUGAUAUUUAUAUUUUUUUCCUUAUAAGAGGCAAGGAGGAUUAAAUUCAAUAACUAUUUAAAUUAUAUUUGUAAAUAGAGGAGCAAAUACCAAAAUACUUAAAUAUUUCAAUUUACAGCUGAGCAUAAACCGCAAGACGAUGGGUGCCAUGGGCUACAUAGCAAGCAAGCGCAUAGAACAUGUGUAUUUCUAUACAUCAAAAUUUCUAGGAUUCAUCCACCCAUUAAAUGCACAGCCAGCCAAUGCAGAAAACUUGACUUUGUACCUGUCUCUCCAGCAUGCCAAGGCACACAUGUUUUUGUCUACUGAUCAAACUGAAGCCAAUACGGUAAUUACAUCCACAGAUAAUGUUUUUGUUUUGUUCAGUGCUUGCUAUUGUUAAAUUAACAGUGAUUUUUCACUGUAUUGAUUCAAAUCAUGCAAUUAAGGCAGCAUAGGUUUUGUGUUACCGAGUUCAAUACAAAUGUAAUUACACUAAAAUAUUUAUGUAUCUUCAAAAGAUAUACAAUAGCAACAAAAGAAUGAAUUAGCACUUUUGAAACAAUGAGUUUCAUACAUAUUUUUCUCACGAACAUAAGGGGUGAAAAUGCAACCAGGUUAAGUAUAAGGAAAUAAGUGAAACAAAGUAUGGGAAAACAUGAAAAGGAACGCAACAAAACAAGCUAAAAUAAACACAUAGCUGCCGUUUAGUGUCCGAGGGGACGAUCCUUUUGCUGUUCUCACCGAUGCAGUGUAGUAUACAAGAGGACAUUCCUUUUGCCUUCCUCACCGAUGCAAUGUAGUAUCCAAGAGGACAUUCCUUUUGCUGUCCUCACCUAAGCAAUGUAGUAUCCAAGAGGGCAUUCCUUUUGCUGUCCUCACCUAAGCAAUGUAGUAUCCAAGAGGGCAUUCCUUUUGCUGUCCUCACCUAAGCAAUGUAGUAUCCAAGAGGGCAUUCCUUUUGCUGUCCUCGCAAAUAUUACACUACAUUUGCAGCUAUGUGUUUUUUUAAAUGUUUAUAUUGUUUUUACUGGCGUUUAAUCUCUAAAGAAGGCUUCUUGUCGACACAUUCGUUGUUUGUUUUGUUGCAUACUGUUUUCAGGUUUUCCGUUUCUUUGUUAUACUUAUAUUUUUUCUCAUAUCUGACAUAUACUAUAUUUGCUGACGCAUGAACCGGUAAUCUAUAAUUAUUUCCUUAAAAAUGUGAAUAGAAAAGCAGUUUGUCUCCAUCAUAUCUACCUAAAAUAUGGUAUGUAUUUUAUUUCUUCAAACUGAUUUUUAGUUGUUAAAAUAUUGAUCCAUUUUACAUUGUGCUGAAUAUGUCCAUGAAAUUAAAAAUCAUUUAUUGUAGGAAUCGGUGAUCAAAACGGAAGAGGAAGCAGUAUACAACAAUAUUCAAGCCAAGAGAGCAUAUAACAGAAAAGUAUUCCCCUUUGUGGCCAAAGGAUACAAGUAUUUCAUUGAACAAGUAACUAGAGUAUUAUCAUUUGAAUUUUCACAAGCAUCCUUUAACUGAAAGUAGUCAAUAUUACCAGGUCAAACAAAAAACUUGUCUUGACUGUGCUGAUGAUGUAACUUAAAAUAUGGAGAAACAAAACACAAUAUAAGAGAUAUGAGCAAAUUAUAUUCCUGUCAGAUUUUAAGAUAGUUAAUCACGUAUGAAAGGUUAAAAAUCAAUGAAAAUAAUUUUAACCAGCAACUUUAUCCCAAAUAAAAUGUUUUGAACAAAAUGCCAUUUUUUCAUCUGAUUCAAAUAUUGUCUGGCAAGAAAUUGGAGACAACUUUUGCACAUGCCAAUUUCAUAUUGGUAGUGUUAUCAUUUAGUUACAGUUCAUUUAUAUCGAUUUAUAAAUUAUUAGCUUACCAGAGGAUUUCCUUUUAACUUAAUAUCUGGUCAGUUAUGUACCAUAAUCUAUCCUUCCAGCAGUUUUUGGUAUAUUUUUUGUUGUUGUCAUUACAGGUGACUGAGCAGACGAGGCGCACACCUGAACUAGCAACCACUGAAGUGACCAUAGGCUGGAAUGCUCAUCUCAAUUCCAGUGACAAGAUUCGUCCCCUAACAUAUGAAUUUUUAGAACCAUUCAGGUGCAAAUUAUUACUGUACAAAAAUUAAAUUUUAUGCUCAUCACAAUGGACCUGCUUUCUUUAUUUUCAGAACUAAAUUAUAUUAAAUUUCUCUUUCAUCCUUUGCCUUAAAUUUUAAAUAUUGUAGGAUUAUAGAUUCAUUUAUCUAUGAAAAAAUACUAUUUUACUUUGUUUGUCAUCUCUCACUUAGCAAUGGUAACUGUAGUUCAAGUUACAACUGUCUCAGCUGUCUGACUGACACACUGUGCAGCUGGUGUGAGGUCAAACGCUCAUGUAUGCCUCGGAAUGUCAGUGAGGACCAAUGCAAGGACGGCUAUCAACACCAGUAUAUGAUCACCUCACCCUCAGAGUGUCCAGAAUGUGAAGGCUAUGUUCAGUGCACUGUUUGUGCAGCGGUGAGUUGAUGAAUAUGGAUGGAAACUUCUUCUGUAGAGAAUUCGGAAUGUGUCCCCAUGACGUAAAAACUUGGGAACUUUAAUUUAGUUACCAAAGGAUUGUUGUGGCGGGGUUGCAAUGUAUUAGGUUACAAGAUAAUUUGUUUUAAUGAAUGUUGGGCAAUUAGAAUUAGUGAUGUGGGAGGAUGGACUCAAAUUUUGGAAUUGUUCAGUCAGCCAAAGAAAUCCCUGUUGAAUGUCUUUAAACAGCAUCAUUGACUUGUAUUUGGCCAUUUACUGCACUCCCACAAAUAUUCUUUGACAUACUCUAUAUUGUUUUUCAGUACUAUUGUUUGUAACUAUAUAUGUGAAGAACUUAACAUGAAAACCUUAUUCAGAUAAUUUAUUUAUUGUUCUUUUUUUUUAACCUAUUUUUGAAAAUUUUCUAAUCAUGAUCAUUCUCCCAUCUGUGGUUAAUAAAAAUAUUUCUGUUUAAUUUGAACUCCUCUCUGAAUGCUCUCACCUUCAUUUUGACAGGAUCCACUGUGUGAAUGGGUCAUAGACACCGGCCACUGCACAAGGAGAUUACGACAUCCACAGAAGGCGGUUACAGAUAGCAGUAAAUGUCCACCUCCCUGCCAUGAGUAAACUCUUUAGAUUUUUUUGCUGUUGUCUCCUAGCAUUAUUUUUGUUACUUAUACUUAGAAUGAAAGUAACUGUCCAGUCUCAUACAAUUAUUUGAUUAUUGAAGAUGAUUUUAAAAUAGUGAGAAUUUCACUAUAACUAGUUAACCUAUAAUUUUAUUUCUGUCUAGCAAUGCUUAGUUUUGUUAAAGGACUCAAUAUUUACAGCUAUCCUUAUCUUUAUCUAGCAAAUAUUCUUUUUCUCCUCUCAUAAUAAAACUGUUAUUGCUAAAGAAAACUCAUUUUCAUUUGUAACAAUUGAUUAUUACGAUAACCCAAACAUUUUCAUAAUUAAUUUUUCAAAUUAAUUGUUUUACAGAAGGACAAAAUGCAGUGACUGUAUCACAUCAGAGAAGGGUGAAUGUGCAUGGUGUGAGAACACCCAGCUCUGCCUGCCAUUCUCUGACUAUGUGUCACGGUACAACUAUGGCCAGUGCACAUCCUGGAUUGACAUCUCUGGCCCCACUCUCCGUUGCCGCUCAUGUGAAAGCCAUAAAACUUGUGGUUCCUGUUUGAAUGAGUUUGGUUGUGGGUGGUGCAGCCUUGAAGAAAAUGCCCAGAAGGGUGUCUGUGUAGAAGGAGAUUUCAAAGGUUCGGCUCGAGUUAUUUAUCUUUUGUUUAAGAUAUGAAACGUUUUAUAUAUAGACUUGAUGCAGUGUUAGCUCCUAUUAGACUUUACUAGAUGCUUCCUUAGAAAUGCUCUCAUUCUGGAUUUGAAAAACAUCAAUAAGCAAAGUUGUGAUUUGAUUCUCAGUUGUCUUGAUUGUUUUUGCUGUUGAUGGCUUUCAGCCAAAAACAUCCUUUUCAUUGUCUUGUUGUUUUUCAGGGUGUACAUACUUAUUUUUUCAUUUUACUAAGUGAAAGAACACCACAUACAUUUGCAGAUACAUUAAUUUAUAUGUUAUAUUUUGAAAGAUGCAUGCAUGAGAAAGACUUAAUAUAGUAAGAUAACUAUUUAAUAAAUGAUUUCUUCCUGUAAUAUUUUUCUAGAUCCUGCCCCGAUUAUGUUUUCCUAAAGAUAUUUAACUCAUCUUUCUAUGUGUUUUGGCUGUACAAAUAUUUGAUUCAUUGUAAAACCUAGAAAGCAUUAGAUAUGGGUUGUGCAUAGUUUAAUCCCCAAACUCAUUUGUAUAUUGUAAAAAAAAAAUCAACAAACAUCACCUUCUUUGCCAAGUAAAAACAUCAUUAAAUAAAGAACAUCUUGCUGACUAAUCAAGUUUGUUUAAAUGUUGUAUCUUCAGUGUCUCUAUUGAAUACAUUGAUUAACCGCAGAUAUCUCUGGCAACAUGACCUGCUCCCAGCACCUGGUUGAAAGGUGGAACCUGUCCAGCUCCCACUCCAUAUCCUGGGCCUAUGACAUCUGCCCCGACGUGGACGAGUGCCAGCAGAACCUACACGAGUGCAACGCCAAUGCCUCCUGCAUCAAUAUCUAUGGGGACUACCGCUGUGACUGUAACCGAGGUUUUGAAGGAGAUGGCAUCUUCAGAUGCGAUGAGACGUGAGUUGUUGCAGGAGUUCUCUGACACAUCAUUGAAUCAAUUCUUUCGAUGCUGUUUAAUUAUUUUAUCUGUUGAAUUCAAAUCCUUUAUUUAUUCUACAUUCAAAAAAUUAAAUUUAAAAUAAAAUCCAUUUCUCAUGCUUUGAAUUUGUAUUUUUGAAGAAGUUUUGAAAGAAAAAAAUAAGGCUGCUAAAUAUGUUAAAAAGUUUUUAAAAAAAACAAUAAAUUCAAAAUGUUUGUACAUUUAAUGGUUUAACAUAAUGAUCGGAGAUUGCUCAGGUGGGUCGCUUUUGUUUUUCUGCUAAUUGUUAGCAUCGCCAUCACCAAUACAUUUUAUGCAGAAAAAUGUGUAUUGAAUUGAUGCCAGUCCUUACAUGCUCUGUCCUAAUUACUUCAUACUUUUACCAUGACAAACCUCAUUUUUGCCAUUCAUCCUAUCCCUGUGUUUUAAGUGUUUCAUUUUUCCCCCCCCUGGGACUCUGAAUGAAUUCCUGUGUACUAAAUGAGAUCCUCUGUAUUUUGAAUGCUUAAUCAUUCUUCAGUGAUGUAACAAAAAAAUCUCUGUCCUCCUACCAGCUGUUACUAUGACUGCCACAAUGGUAAGUGCUCCGGACCUCCUGACUUCCUAUGUGAAUGUGACCUGGGCUGGAGCAACCACAGCUGUGAUGUCAGCUGCGGCUGCAACAACCACAGCACCUGUAACACGGGGGUCGGUAUCUGUGAUGCCUGCCAGCAUAGGACCUCUGGUGCCACCUGUGAUGAGUGUAUGCCUGGGGCUUAUGGUAACCCUCUUGAUCCUCAAGGUAUAUUUUCGUAAAAUAAUAAUAUUGUCUCUAAUCAGACUUUGUUAACCUAGGUCAAUAACCUGCUGCUCUUUAUCUUUUGUUUUUGUUUAACUAAGCUAUAAUGACAUGCGGCUCAAAAAAUGUUUCAUUAGAUACAAUUUAUAAAAAUGGCUCCUCACUCAAAAAAAGGCUGCAGGUCCCUAAACUAGUUAUGUUUAAAUGAACAUUUUUUUGCAGGCUGGCCAAAUAUAUAAUUUAUAUAUAUAUAAAAAUAUAUAUACACAUUUGUCCUCAGUUGAAUAUAUCAAAGAUUUAUUUAUACUCAACUAAAAAUUGUAUAUUCUUUUAAGCUGGUCAUCUUAUUUUGUAAGGGUAGAUUUGGAAAAAAAAAAAAAUUAAGAUAGUACUUAAUUAGUUAUGUUACUUCACCGAGUAAGACCAGUCACUAAAAGACAGUAAGCCUUGUUAAAUUUACAAUUCUCUAUAGUUUAUGCCAGCAUGACUUUUAUUGCCAUUUCUUGUAUUAUUUCCAGGCUGUUUCCCUUGUAUGUGUAAUGGUCAUGGUGAUCCCAGCCUUGGUGAAUGUAACAAAACCACUGGUCAAUGUUUCUGUACUGACAACACUCAUGGAUUCUACUGUGAACAGUGCCAGCCUGCUUAUUAUGGGAAUCCAGGGUUUGUCUUGUUAGAUAUUUUGGUUUGAAUUAUUUAUCUUCGAAUUAUUUAUGUUCACCUUGGCAACUUUAAAAAAUAAAUUUCACUUAUCUUGGUUCACCCUAAUGGCAUGAAGGAAAAGGUAUUCGUCUGAGUUUUAUAGUGUCAUUUCCACUAAGAUGGUGUACAUCAUAGAAUCUAUUUGAUUUGGGUUGGCUCUUUAGCUUUAAGAAGAGAGCUGCUGACCUGGACUGCUCGCAUGAUUUUUCUGGCAUGAUAACUACUGGAAAUGAAGUGUCUAAAUUGACCAGUUAAAAAAUGAAUUUGCUCACUUAGUUUAUCAUUUUAUAUGUGUUUAAACUCACAGCAGUCAUGUACCCACAAGAUGCACUCGUUUGCUUGAAACAUUUUUGGCUCUGUCCUUAAGUGUGAAUGCAGAUUUCAGGAAUUCUAAAUUCUUCCAGACAGAUGCUAGGCUAUAAAUUUGAAAUGUAAAGUGUAGAAAUUUUAAUUCUAAUGCCAGGCAGCAGUUUUCAUAAAGUAAAAAUACAGGAGCUUAUCUAAGAAAAUUUUAGAAAAAUCUUAUUGUCCUGUGAAUCACUUCAUAACUCUUUUACUGGAUGCGGCAUUUGAACAAGUCAGAAUUUGAGAACCUUUUAUAUUAAAAUAAUAAAGAUCUGCAAGCCUUGCAAAGAAGCUGGUGUCAGUUGAUCUUAAUGGUUUCCAUGUUGUUUUUUCCCCAGAAAUGGUGGCAAAUGCUAUCUGCGCUGUGACAACCGUGUCUUCAUCACCAAUGUAACUCAAGGUGCACUUGGCUCGUACAAUGGCAGUGGUGUGAAAGGGGGAGGUCACUCGUAUUGCCUGUGGAUCCUCUCAGUGUUUGCUGACAUCAUGCACAGGGCCACAGACUCCAAGUCUGUACCCGUGCUGUCACUGACCAUCGAAGGGGAUACUGAAAUUGAAUGUGGUCAGGUACUGAUUUUCAUGAACAGGUUUUUUUUUUUUUAUUUAGUGGCGCCGGUGGUCCGCGUCCUGCAUAAGACAGUGGAUGAAUUUAUGUUGACUUUUUAACUUAAACAGCAGUCGAGGAUUUUAAUCAUCCAACAUAUCUAUCUCCAGGGGGCCGUGUAUGUAUACAAUGGUAUACCAGACUUUGUGUAUGGCGGUGCUGGCGAUAAGAUGGAGAACCAACGCAUUGGAGAAUUCUGUGGCCUGUCGCCAAGCAGAGAUGUAACAGUGUAUGGAACACAGGGGACUAUCACUGUACUUUUUGAGGGAGAUUUGACAAGUAAGCUCAUUUGUCGUCCUCCCCCCACUCAAACAAUUUUCUUCUAAAGUUCUAAAAGAAAUUUUCCUAAUCGUCACCAAAUAUUUGACAUUUGUCUUACCAUAUUAUCUAUUUUAUUUUACUGAUUGCUUUGAAGUAAGUCAAAGUACAAAAGCUUGUCAAAGCACCUAGAAAACCAACUUUGAUACAAAACUGAUGUUUGAAGAUAAAAUUUAAUAUGUUUUUCAUUUUUGAGUGAGUGAGUGUUCAUUAUUUAUUAAAGACAAAAACUGUGUCCAUUAUUUAUUAAAAAAAAAAAACUGUGUCCAUUAUUUAUUAAAGACAAAAACUAUUUGAAGUGGAGUUUUAAAAAAAAAAAGUUUUUUCCUGAAGCAACUUUCAAGAAUUUUUGUAAACAUUAAAUGAAUGAAAAGUACUAUUUGAAUUGACAGAGCUCCGCAGCAAAGGACACAAUGGAAGAUUCAAUGCUACAUUUCGUGCCCAUGCAUGUCCUGACCAAUGCCAUGGCAACCAGAUCUGUGUGGACGGUAACUGUGUCUGCAAGGAGGGAUACUGGGGACAGAAUUGCAUACUGCCAGUUUGUCCAUUCAACUGCUCCGAGGCUUUAGGCCGGGGCUAUUGUGUAAGUUUAAUUAAAAUUCUUUGACAUGUUCAGUUGCUUCUGCUUGAUGAGUCGCCCCUAAAUGAGGGAAUCAAAUUUUUAGGGACAAAUGUCUAAGUAAAAUAAGUAUAAAUAAACUACACUACCUUUGCUUUGUUUUAUUGAUUAGAUGUAGGAGAAGCUACUUUGAGAAAUGCUUUUCUCAUUUAGGCAUUUACAUGUUUAAGUAAGGGAAUUUUAGAUUUAAAUUUAUAAGCAUUUGGACAUAAAGCUCACAAUUUUUUAAUAAAAGUAAAGUUUUUGAGAAAACUGUAUUUGUGGAAAAAAAACAGUGACAUAACAUCAUAGGAUUUGGAGAGCGAUGAAGAUGGCGUGUGACAACGGCGUGACAUACAGCCAUUUCAGUUGUCAGCCACAGAUAAGACAUUAUUAGGGUCAACAGUUAGAGGGGAUUCAAAGUUAUUCACUUGUUGCACAUUCCCAAUGUGAAGUCUUUAAGUAGCUUAUUAUUUAGACUAAUAUUAAUAUGAAUAUUUUUCUCCUCUUUGCCAGCUAAAUAUUAUCUGUAUUUGCAUUUUACUAUGGUAGGUGCUUUUUGUGCAGAGAAGAUCAGCAAAGAAAAUUACUGAGAGCCUUUUUAAAGCCUCUAUUAUUGAUUUUUACCCCUUCUUUUUGCCAGCUGAAUGGUAUCUGUAUUUGCAAUAGUGGCUUUGGUGGACCUCACUGUGCUGAAAAGAUAAGCAAAGAGGAAAUGCGGCUUCAGCUCCUAACAGACUCUGGCUUAGCUUCCUUGCCCAUCGAAUUGAACCCCGACCAGCAGAUCUUCAGCGAUCAAACACACGGUCCCUCUCCCAGGGCUGGACACUCACUGACCACCUGCGGUGAUGGAAUAAUCUACAUGUAUGGGGGUUACAGUUCAUUGGAGGGCAUCAUGAAUGAUAUGUGGAUGUACAAUGUCAGUGCCAAAACAUGGAGACUAAUAGAGACAGAGCUGGACCAGAAACCUAUUGGCAGGUAAUGACAACAAUAGAAGUCCAAAUCUUGUUUCUAAGAUACGCUCUAUAAUCUCUAAUAUUCUUGGUUUUCAGGCUCUUGGCCUUGGCCACUAUUGUUUUCUUCUACUAACCACAUUAUUUGUAUUUAUGCCAAAGCUCAUAUUUUUUAUCAACUAAUUUUAUCACAAUCCAAUCAACUAGCAGCAGUAGUUGCAUUCAACUUAAUCUACAAUAACAGAACCUUUUAUACUGUUUUAUAGAUAUUGCAAGUGCAAGAACCUAUAAUUCUUUUUCAGUUUAUUAUGUUCAUAUCAGUGUUGUGCUACAUUACGUCCUAUUCUCUCCUGCUUCUCUUGAUUAUUUAUUAUGGUUGUUGCUCCAGGGACCUUAUUUGCAUGCAUGCCCCUUUCAUCAGGUACAGAUUACAUGAACUGGUUAUCAGCAGGUUACUCAGUUUUUUCUUUUAGAAACUCACAAUAUAGGCAUGUAGAUUGGCAUAAAUAAAAAACAAUUUUUGAAUUCCAUAAACCAGUGAAUAAACUCCUUUUUACCCAGUAACAGUUCAAACAAUUUGGGAUUGUUGCAGUCAAAUGAAUUUUUGAAAUUUUUUUAUCAACUGGAAAGUCCAGUUUUAAAAUCAAGUUUGCUUAGUUCCCAUAUCAUUGUAGCUGCAAUUGUUGUGUACAUUUACAAAGCAUCUCCAGCCUUGUUGAUGUAAAUUGAAGUUGAAAAUUGAUAAAAGGGAAGGUACUCCUCGUCUUGUUUUGAGCAGGUUUCAGUUGGUAGCUCAGAUCUUAAGACAGGAAUUGAAUUGUCAUGAUGAUUGGAUUGUCCUAGUCACCACUCUGAUACUGUGAAAUGACAAUGGAAUAUAAGCAUUACAUAUAGGCUUAGAUCUGUUACUUUUAAGAUACUCUAUUGUAUUACUUUGAGACGACAUUGUACAAUUUUAGGAGUUCAAGGUAAGCAGGUCUGGUAUACCAAUGUAAAUAUAUUUUUUUCCACCAUUUCCACAAAAUUUCAGUGCUUUCUGACCCAUUAUAACAAAGAAAAAAUCUUGCCGCUGAUAGGGAAUUUUCAAUCAGGUGAAAAUAUGCAGUCAUGUCUUAUUUUUGUUUUUAUCUGGCUAGUUUCACUUCGUGACUUGAAAUAUAAUCAACAACUUCAUUGGAAGAUAAAUGUUUGCCCUUUUUGUGUCAUUUUGUGCUACCAGCAUUCAGUGAAAUUUUUGUCAGGAUUUGCAAUAUGGCAGACAAAAUUUAUGCCAUGAACUUAACCGAAACACAAUGAAAGGACUAAAUUUUUAAAAAUUAAAAAUCUAAAGUAAUGCUUAAAAUUGAUAUUUUUUAACAAAUUUAUCCAUGAAAUUAUAGUUGUAUGAUAAAAAUAACUUUGGUAAAGGUGGGGGAAAAAAAUCAAGUUAAAAUCCAUCGAUCACUCGUGAUGGAAAAGUCAAUGAAAUGUACUUUGAGAGUUAAGUCUCCAAAAUUGGUAACACAGCCUAAGAAAAUUGAGUGCAGACACUGUGGCUAUCUCAUUGUGUGAAUUGUUCAAUUCUGAAAUAUAAUUCGAAAUCAAGCGUUAGAAAUUCAUAUAUAAAUUCCUACCAACAACAGGAAGUUUAGGGAGCUGAUGAAUAAUCUGUAGAAAUUAUAACAUAUUUGGAGGGAUCUUUCUUUUUAAGCAUGCUCAACUGUAUCUAGGAAAUAGUAGAACAAGAUAUGUUAAAGCUUGAAGGAAAAAACAUGACAAUCCAAUGAAUGUUUUGGCUAGAUGCCUUCAUCAGCAGAUAAAACAGCAAGAAACAAAGAACGUCUUUUAAGACAAUAUCAAAAUUUAUUCUUACUAAAAUAUGUGUCGAACAAAUAUUUAACAACUAACAAGUUUCAUGUGGGCACACAUGCUUUAAGAGGUUCAUUUUUAUUUAUUUAGUUUAUCAACGCUUGGCAUAUAUUUUAAGUUGAGCGCUGCUGUGCCUUAUAAUAUUUUAUUGCAUUCUACUUUUUUUACAAAGUUUCUGUGUUCAUUGAAUAUUUCAUGCGUUGUUAACUUUCCAGUUACUACCACGCUGCCGCCUGCAUCCCACUUUUGAAGAUGAUCUAUGUGUUUGGAGGGUUCAAUCACACGGAGGAUGAGGACAGAGGCAAAGCCAGAUCAGUGCACGCCACCAACACUUUGUGGAAGUUCAACAUAGAGUCUCAUGCUUGGACUCUUGAUCAGGUAAGAUUUGUUUAAAAUUUAAGAUUUCUUCUUUUUUUUUUUACCUGAUUUUAGACAAAAUGUUUAAUUUGCCCUGAAUGUAUCAGACGCACACACACCCCACCCCACCCCCACACUUUAAGCAUCAAACAAAAUUUUUAUUGUCAGAGUUGGUUGCUAUUUUCCUUUAGUAUUUUUCUGUGUGGUGCGAAUAGAGCACAUCUGUCCAGGUGUUGUUGUUAACCAGUGCUGUCCAACCUUUUUGGCUGCGAGGGCCAAACAUUUUUUUCCCCCCAAGGCUGAGGGCGGCAAAUGACAUCUCAAAAGAAAGAUUUAUUAAUUAUUUUUUUUAAGACCAUUAUACAUAUUAUUAAUACUUCUUACAUUAUUCUUAAAGAAUCAUAUAUCUAAUUGCAUUAUCGGCUCAUCAUGAGUACAAAUAAAGGGACUAAAACUGUUGCCUUUAAAAUGAUAAAUUAUGUUUGAAUUGUACUUGCAGUAUUCUUAAUUUGAGGUAGUUAUCAGUAGGAAUUGCCCUCCUUGGAUUUUCUACAUGUUCACCAGUCGAAGCGUAACAUUUUUUUUGGACUUGAUGUUGGUCAUUGAAGAGAAUCCAGCUUCACUUAUGUAAGGUGCUUCCAAAAAUUUGGUCAGAAUUUUGUUGCAUUUCCAUAGUUGUGGCUAUUCAUCAGAAGAAACAUGACGUCAUUCAUAAUGUACUUGGCCACGCAUUUUUUUAUGUUUGUUUCUAAAAAAUUUAAUUUUUCAGGAAUUGUUUCUACUGUCUCUCACAAUUUCUCCCUGACUGAAUUGAACUGACUACAAACAAACACAGUUUAUAUCCUGCUUUCUACUCAUUGAAUGUCUCAUACUCAGACAUCUUUAAUACCAAGUGCCUGUCCGCAACAUCACAACAAUACAGGAUGGACACACACUCUCCCAUACCUGGCUAGACCACCUGUUUAAUUAUCACGGUGCCAUAAAUGGUUCACGCUGCUGCCCACCGUUGUCAUUCAUUUGUGACACCUUUGGUACCCCGGCUCCCAGUUAAGUCACGAUGCCCACCUAUCUAUUCCGUCUAACUUGUUCCAUUGGUGGGGGAUGUGGAUAUUUUUACAAUGAUCAAAUAGGAAAACACAUCAAAUUACUUUUGGUUUCCAUAUUCAUCUCUCUCACUGCUGCCAGUAAUUAAACCCUACACCCGCGACGCCUCCCUUGUACAAGCAAAAGAAAGAAGAAGAUGGUGUCCGAUUUUAUGUCACCCAGGUUCCCAAAUGGUUGCUCUGCUGAUGUUCGGUACAUAAAUUACUGCUACCUUGUUGAAAAUUUAAGAUUUCUUCUUUUAUUUUUACUUGAUUUUAGACAAAAAUUUUAAUUUGCCAUGUAUGCAUCAGACACACUCCAAGUCAUACCACUCCUUAGCUUUUGUGACUUCCUCCUUUUCUGUGUUACAACUUCUCAUGUGCUCUCACGCCGAUUCCCAACUGUAGUAAAUCAAUGAUGGUGGUUUGAAAAUAUUUUCACCCAAAAAUGUUACAUUUUUUUGGGCCAAAUCAUUAAAGUUUCUCCAGCUUGGAAGGGCCAUCUCUGUGGGUUGAACACCACUGUUGUAAGCUCACAAUACAUUUUGUACAGUUUCUAACAUCAAAACAAAACCACUUCAUUGUUCUCACUUUGUGUAGGAAAAGAACAGUGCCACAUGGCAAAGUAGACUAUUGUGUUGUGUGUGUUUGUAAAUGACUUCCCUGUUAAUCUUUAACCUAUCAUGAUUGUCUUAUAUAUAUAAAUAACUUCCCUGUUACUGUUUUUAACCUAUCAUGAUUGUCUUAUAUAUAUAAAUGACUUCCCUGUUACUGUUUUUAACCUAUCAUGAUUGUCUUAUAUAUAUAAAUAACUUCCCUGUUACUGUUUUUAACCUAUCAUGAUUGUCUUAUAUAUAUAAUGACUUCCCUGUUACUGUUUUUAACCUAUCAUGAUUGUCUAAUAUAUAUAAAUAACUUCCCUGUUACUGUUUUUAACCUAUCAUGAUUGUCUUAUAUAUAUAUAUAUAUAUAUAUAUAUAUAUAUAUAUAUAUAUUUUAAUAAAUGACUUCCCUGUUUAUCUUUAACAUAUCAUGAUUAUAUAUAUGUGUAUAUGACUUCUCUGUUAAUUUUUAACAUCUCAUGAUCGUCUAUGUGUGUAUUAUAUAAUGACUUCUCUGUUUCUGUUUUUAACCUAUCAUGAUUUUCUAAUAUAUAUAAAUAACUUCCCUGUUACUGUUUUUAACCUAUCAUGAUUGUCUUAUAUAUAUAUAUAUAUAUAUAUAUAUAUAUAUAUAUAUAUAUAUAUAUUUUAAUAAAUGACUUCCCUGUUAAUCUUUAACCUAUCAUGAUCAUAUAUAUGUGUAAAUGACUUCCCUGUUAAUCUUUAACCUAUCAUGAUCGUCUAUGUGUGUAAAUGACUUCCCUGUUAAUCUUUAACCUACCUUGAUCGUCUAUGUGUGUAAAUGACUUCCCUGUUAAUCUUUAACCUAUCUUGAUCGUCUAUGUGUGUAAAUGACUUCCCUGUUAAUCUUUAACCUAUCAUGAUCAUCUACAUGUGUAAAUGACUUCCCUGUUAAUCUUUAACCUAUCAUGAUCAUCUACAUGUGUAAAUGACUUCCCUGUUAAUCUUUAACCUAUCAUGAUCGUCUAUGUGUGUAAAUGACUUCCCUGUUAAUCUUUAACCUAUCUUGAUCGUCUAUGUGUGUAAAUGACUUCCCUGUUAAUCUUUAACCUAUCUUGAUCGUCUAUGUGUGUAAAUGACUUCCCUGUUAAUCUUUAACCUAUCAUGAUUGUCUAUGUGUGUAAAUGACUUCCCUGUUAAUCUUUAACCUAUCUUGAUCGUCUAUGUGUGUAAAUGACUUUCAUGUUACUGUUUAACUUAUCAUGUUGUUAUUUUUAUGGCAGCCCCCUACCUGGCUUCCAGCCCUGGCAGGCCACACCCUGACCCACGUGGGCACAACCAACCUCAUGCUGAUUGGUGGGUUCUCUGCAGAGAACUAUUUCAAUGACAAAGUCUAUGAGUACAAUGUCUCUAUUGGGCUGAUGGCCUGGAAGGAUCACGACCGCAACUCGAUGCAUGGCUCUUUUCCUACAGGUCAGUUGUUUGUUGACUUGGGCCCUAAUGGUUGUUACUUACUGUUCUUAAGUAAACAUGGAACAUGAUCCAACAUGACUUGGUACUUAUGGUGCUUGACAUGUGUCAUCAACCUCUCUUAUUUAUAUGGUUGAUUUGAAAAUUAUUAUUGCGUCUAGAAAUUGUCAAUGUAAUGAAUUCCACAGCCCUACGCACAAAAAACAAAGCUAGACAAACAUACAUUUAGUUAAGGAAAGGCAAACAUUUUUUAUGCUAUUAAAAAAGAACAUAGAGGUGGUUACAUGGGUUUGAUAUCUCAAAGCGUCUCAAUCAGCAGCUUCUGCUGUCCUUUUGGGGUUUUAUUGUCUGUGUCAAGUAUGGGAGUUCAUUAGUAAUUGUUAGAACUGAAUAUUAUGUUCAUUAGUUAAUGACCGCUCUUGCUGCGCUCUACUCUUUUAGUUAAUGAACGCUCUUCCCGCGCUUGUCUCUAUGACGUAUUUUUAAUGCUGAAUCGUGACGUCAAGUCUAGACAGUAUUGUGACGUAAGUUUUAGUCGUGCGGCAGUCUUGAGUGGAACUUUGUGGAAGUAGGAUGUAUAUUAUUUAUGUUUGAUAGCGAGCUGUGCUACAUUUAUGUGUUUAUGUGUAUAGUAUAAACUUAGAUAUUAAAGUUAUAAUUAUUAUGAAAAGGACUUGAGUUUAUUCAGUGAUAGUAAGAAUAGUACGACGCAUUCAAGAACUUGACGAAUCAAUCAAUCCAAGCAGACUUAGGAGUUGACAGUCUGCUUUAGGAGAUAAGAUAAGAUUCUUUUAUUGAUCCAAACAAAUGGAAAUGUUUUUCGAUCACAUUGCACAUACACAUUUUCAGCACAUCAAUAAAUACAUAUUUUAAUAAAGUCGACUUUUCCAACUAAAACAAUUUAAACGCAAGACACCUACAUUAAAUUAUUUCUCUAGUGUAAAAAAAAAGAAAUCAAAUAAAAAUCAAUACUCAAUCGGGAUGAUCAAAGGAGGAAACAAAGAUUUGUAUUUGUAUUCAGUCCUGAAACUACAACUCAUUUUUAGGGUGGGGUUGUGGGGGAGUCAAGGGGUAGCAUAGUAUUUUACCAAUGGGAGUCCAUAUUAUACAAAAGCAUGAGACUCACUGUUAACAAAAAUUGACUUGGGGAAAAAGAGGCUGUGAUAUGUCGCACAUGUUAAACCUUAGGGAACUGUUCUUCCCCAGGCUUAUACGGUCACAGUGCGGUGUUCGAUCCCCUGACCCACACCAUCUAUGUCUUUGGGGGCUACAUCUUCAGAUCUGAGCACUGGUACAUGUCCCAGGAGCUGAUGACACUGGACACAAAGGAGAAGAAGUGGAACAUGCUGCAGCCAGAAGAGAACAGCAAA